AUGGAAGUUAUUGUAGACGCACAUCCCGAGGUAGAGCAGUAUAGUAUAGUAGCUAGAGCUGGUAGCACGCAGCGAGCCGCGCGCCGGCCUCGAGGUUUGGGCCCGCGGAGCCCAAGGAGAAGGGGAGGUGAUAUGCCAUUUAGUCCAAACUGCUCCGUAGGCACAGACUUAGUGCUCAACGGUGCAGUACUAGAAGAGUACUCAUACAAAUGUGCGUGCCCCCCUAAGGUAGGCAGUUGCCCACAGUUGAUAAAAGGUGGCGCACGGCAGCCCGGAGUGCAUCGAUCGCGAUUACAUCACCACCCGCGUCCUUUCUCUGCGCGCGCAGCACGCCCCGUGCCCCCCUCCCCGGCCCCCGAGCCUCGUCCCUCUCGCAGCAAACGCCAUGGCUCUCCGCUACGUGCCGCCAUUCGGACUGUGGUCGUCGUCGACAUCGGUCGUGCUCUUGGAACUCUCUAUACCACAGUGGAAGUUUAACUUUAGUUCAACAUUUUCAAACUUAGUUUUUGUUCGUGCAAUGUGAGGCGCGGUAACAUUAACUGGAAAUAGGGACUUGUAGUGAUCGUAAAUCAACUUUAAAGUGAAUAAAAAUAUUUUAUCUCGGUUUUAAAAUUUUGUGAGAUGUCCGCGACCUACUUUUGCAACUUCCGUAUAGUCGAGUUUCAACUUCGCGUUUUUUCUCAAUCGUUUAAAAAGUUACAAGAUUAGAAAAUUCGGUCCGCGUUCGGCAGUGCGCUUUUAUAGAACAAUUACUAAUAGUUUUUCUUUUGCUUUGUCAUGUGACUCGCGUCUCGCAGUAGCAGUUCGCGCACGUGUCGCGUUUACGUUUAAUAUUUUAAUUACAGUUGGUGCUGAACAUUGCUGAAAAUGAAGACUUGAAGACGGAAAAAUAAUAUGCCAGUUGUGUCGGGGGGAGGAAUUGACUCGACUUUUUAAAUACAAGUCAGUCUUUUUCUCUCUCCUAUAUGACUGGCGUACAGUCAUCAGUAUCAUCUACAUGCUGCGCCUGAGUACAUCGUCGCUCGCUCCAAGCUUGGCAAUGUCCGCAGUGACGUCAGGGAUUACGCAAGCUGUUAUUUGAAUCGGCUGCGAAAUCACUGAAUUUUCUGCUUGAGACAAGGCCGUUUUUAGAAGAUCUUUAUGACUUUAACUGUAUUUUUUAUUUUGUACAACAUAUAUCUAUGUCUUUUGCUUUAGGUAUCUAUGUCGUAACAGUUCGGUUUGAGUCAUUGCACCGAAUGACGAAAUCGAAAUAAUCGUCGGCGCGGCACGCUCGUGGCGGGAAUUGGGCAAUCUGCGAGCGAACGGAUGUCUUGCCCCGCAGGGCGCACUCCGCACCGGCCCCGCUGCCUAAAAUUUAAACUUGCUCGAAGACGCAACUUAACGGUCUCUGAUAAAUUUUAAACAUGUUAAAUUUUCCUUUUUGUUACAGUAACUGCAUCACUGCGAGGCGUCCGCGACGUCGAGCGGUGGCCUCUAUUUCUAUAACCUACUCGCCAAUUGCGAUUGAUGUUUAGCUAUUUGUCACUAUGCUCUCUAUGUACUAUGCAUUGCGAUUUAAUAAACUGUUUAUAUUGAACAUUUACUUGUUUUUACUGUUACUUACUUUGUUGAAAUUAUUCUUUUUGACCCCAUACACUGAACAUGGUAUAGAAAAUAAUUUAAUAAAUAG
Spodoptera exigua (beet armyworm) is the source of this 1672-nucleotide messenger RNA. The record is from the annotation of a GenBank genome assembly. NCBI's taxonomy places the organism in Eukaryota, Metazoa, Arthropoda, Insecta, Lepidoptera, Noctuidae.